Xylona heveae TC161 is the source of this 3986-nucleotide messenger RNA. Its product is annotated as Na+-exporting ATPase. Bases 374 to 3805 code for a protein of 1143 amino acids. The transcript is spliced from 4 exons. The record is from RefSeq and is a predicted model, not a curated record. Gene Ontology annotation, molecular function: P-type calcium transporter activity; ATP binding; ATP hydrolysis activity. NCBI's taxonomy places the organism in Eukaryota, Fungi, Ascomycota, Xylonomycetes, Xylonales, Xylonaceae. Gene Ontology annotation, biological process: calcium ion transmembrane transport; intracellular calcium ion homeostasis. Gene Ontology annotation, cellular component: plasma membrane.
CACACGCUCUUGGCUAGUUCCUUGGCUCAUGAGCCUAUCAAUUCAAUAUCACUAUCGCUGCCAUAGUUGAUUCUCGGCGUGAGGCCCGGCAGAGAAUGGCGUCAUUUGAGCCUGGCCUGUUUAAAUACAGGGCCAUCGCUCUAAGUUGGUUAAGAUGUUGCCGUCAUUCAAGAAAUAGAACAAUCUCCCUUCGGGCCCCAUAAAGGUGAAAGGCCGAUUAGAAGAGUGUUGACGAAAAGAAAACAUUCUACGAGCAGAGCGUGCACCACGGGAAACGCUUGCUCGAUAUACAUUAAUAGAUUUCCAUUCAUAUUAGCAAACCGAAAGCCGCUACUCAAGAAUCGCAGACAUCUCUCGACUUAAACCUGGGACAAUGUCACCAGGUUCCGGAAAGAAAGGUGGAGAGAAGCAGGAAUAUGUGAAACACCCGUUCCUACUCUCAGUCGACGAUGUGGUUCAACAUCUGCACACUGAUAUUGAGAAAGGCCUGUCGUCAGCGCGGAUACUAGAGCUCCAAAAGCAAUAUGGGCAGAAUAAGCUCGAAGGCGAAGGCGGUGUGAAAUGGUACUCAGUGCUGAUGAAACAGAUCAGCAAUGCCAUGAUUUUGGUUCUUGUCUUGGCCAUGUCCUUAUCUUACGGAGUGACGGACUAUGUCGAGGGCGGUGUCAUUACCGCCGUCAUCGUACUCAAUGUCCUUAUCGGCUUUUACCAGGAAUACCAAGCGGAGAAGAAAAUGGAUUCGUUGAAAAGCCUCUCAUCUCCCAGCGCAACCGUCCUCCGCGACGGCGAAAUUACUACGGUCCCCUCUGUUGAAGUCGUUCCUGGAGAUAUUGUACAGAUCAAGACCGGCGACACAAUUCCUGCCGAUCUUCGUCUGUUUGAGGAGAUGAAUCUUGAAAGUGAUGAGAAAAUCCUGACCGGUGAAGCGAUCCCCGUGGCUAAAGAUGUUGAUGCCGGCUUUUCCGGUAAGGACGAGCUUACCACGGGUGUCGGUGAUCGUGUCAACGUGUGUUACUCGUCCGCAACUGUCACCAAAGGCCGUGGGCGUGGCAUUGCCAUUUUCACCGGCAUGUCAACGGAACUGGGAAAGAUAGCCAAAUCGAUGCAAGGAAAACAACGAAAGCCAAACCGGUCAUUGUCGCGCAAAGACGGUGGAACAUUGCAACCAGCAAAGGGCCUGAGUCUUCGCAUCUGGGAUGGCAUUGGCAAGUUUCUGGGUUUGACAGAUGGCACUCCGCUACAGCGGAAAUUGUCGAAACUUGCCUAUGUCUUGCUUCUUUGUGCCUUGUUGCUGGCAAUUAUUGUCUUUGGUGUCAACAGAUUCGACGUCACGAACGAGGUCGCAAUCUACGCGAUAUCAACCGGCAUCGCCAUUAUACCCGAAUCUCUGAUAGCUGUAUUAACAAUUACCAUGGUCGUUGGAAUGACGCAAAUGCGCAAGCGCAAAGUUGUCAUUCGGCAAUUGAGCGCUCUGGAAGCGUUGGGAGGAGUGACCAACAUUUGUUCCGACAAAACAGGUACUCUGACCCAAGGAAAGAUGAUCACAAGGAGAGUGUGGAUUCCUGGUGUCGGCAUUUACAGUGUGAAAAACGCGGAUGACGCAUCCAAUCCUACUCGAGGUAUCGUCACGCUCGGACCGGCUCCAACAUCCAGGCUCGAAGCCGAGAAGCAGGAGGCUGAAAAGGCCGACGAACUUGACCAGAAGAGAAGCGGCGCCGCUCUUAAGUUUAACGAACCAGAAGAGAAAAGACGAAGAGUACAAAAUCGCGCCGCGAAAGAGCAGGAUGACAACGACAGCAAUGACAACGAAGAGAAGUCUGAAACUCCUGAAAUCGUCCCGGAGCUGAAAGCUUUCCUCCAAUCCACCUCGCUCUGUAACCUUGCUACAGUGCGCAAGGACGCAGAGAGCCAGAAAUGGUUGACAACUGGAGAUCCGACCGAAAUUGCUCUACAAGUAUUUGCACAUCGAUUUGACUCUGGCAAGAAGAAGCUUGUGGAAAGUAUGGGCUGGAGGCAGCUCGCCGAAUAUCCGUUUGACAGCACAGUCAAGCGCAUGUCUGUCGCAUUUAGAGUCCCUGAAGAAGAAAGGACUUUAAUCUUCACAAAAGGGGCCGUUGAGCGCAUACUCGAUCUAUGUGUCACCGUUGGUGUCGGCGAACACGAAAAGAAGAUGACUGAGGAAAUGAAACAAAGUGUAAUUGAGCAAAUGAACAUGCUUGCUGAGCAAGGUCUACGUGUUCUCGCAAUUGCUCGUCGAGACUGGCCUGAGGAAAUCAAUGAGCGGUCAGAGACCCCACGAGAAAGUGUUGAGCGAGACCUUACGCUACUCGGUCUUGCUGGCCUCUAUGAUCCUCCUCGAUUAGAGACUAAAGACGCUGUCCGAGAAUGCACUACUGCCGGUAUCCGCGUUCAUAUGCUUACUGGCGACCAUCCAAGCACUGCUCGCGCCAUUGCCAAAGAUGUUGGCAUUAUUCCCAAGGACUUGGGGAGCCUCCCUGCCGAUGUUGCCGAAUCCUUGGUCAAAACCGCUGCAGAGUUUGACGGAAUGUCUGACAAUGAAAUCGACGCAAUGCCCGAGCUUCCACUAGUAAUCGCUCGCUGCGCACCAGACACCAAAACACGCAUGAUAGCAGCUUUGCACCGCCGUGGCCGCUACGCCGCCAUGACUGGUGACGGAGUCAAUGACGCACCAUCUCUCAAGGCCGCAGAUGUUGGCAUUGCCAUGGGCAUGGGUGGAAGCGACGUUGCCAAGGGUGCAUCGGAUAUUGUCUUGACCGACGACAACUUUGCUAGCAUAGUCAAUGCCAUUGAAGAGGGCCGGCGCAUGUUUGACAAUAUCCAGAAAUUUAUCCUGCAUCUUCUUGUCUCCAACGUCGGCGAAGUCAUCCUCCUCAUUGCCGGUCUUGGAUUCCAAGACAGCUACGGAUUCUCCGUAUUUCCCCUCUCACCACUCCAAAUCCUCUGGAUCAACAUGCUCACAUCUUCGUUUCCCGCUUUCGGUCUCGGCCGCGAACGCGCCGCUCCAGAUAUUAUGAACCGGCCUCCGCACUCGAACAAGAAAGGAGUAUUCACAGGGCAAAUCCUCGCUGACAUGAUGGUCUACGGAGUUAUCAUGGGCGCCUGCACGCUUCUUACUUUUGUCAUAAUCGUCUACGGCGCCAACGACGGCGCUCUCGGCGAUGACUGCAACAAGGGCUACAACCCAUCCUGCGAGGUCGUUUUUCGCGCCCGCGCUUCUGUCUUUGCUGAACUCACUUGGCUCAUUCUCGCCUCCGCAUGGGAAUUCAAGUCCCUUCGGCGCAGCCUCUUCAAUCUCGGCAUCGAUCACACCACCCCAGCUAACCCCAGUGGAAGCGGCAGCGGAAAUGGCAACGGCAGCAGCAACCAAACUGGCGGUGAAAAACCCAGCGCUUCCGAUCCCGAGCUCGAAUCCCAAUCGCUCAGCGAAGGCAGCACAUGGCAGCGCCUCCGGCCCAAUCCGAAUGGCCGAUUCCACUUAUUCGCCGAUCUGUACGAGAACAAGUUCCUCUUCUGGGCCGUCGUCAUUGCUUUCCUCUCCGUCUUUCCCGCAGUCUAUAUUCCCGGCCUGAACACCAGCGUGUUCAAACACACUGGUAUCACGUGGGAAUGGGCGCUCUCUUUCGGUGCCAUCUUUGUCUUCCUUGCCGCCGUAGAAGCGUGGAAAGCGCUCAAGCGCAGAUUCGGCUGGUUUGCCCCCCGUGGAUUCCAAGACGACCUGGACCGCGCCGUCGAGGAAGAUCGUUUGGAUCAGGGGUCAGUUUGCGUCAAGGGUUUUUUACGAUAAGUCGAUCGUUUUCACGGACAUUAUCACUCAGUCGUACAGGAACUAUGACGAGAGAAAAGGAAACCGCAACCUCUCCUGCUGUCAGACAACUAUCUGGUUUGAGUUCUCCAAGUACAUAAUUAGCUGCGGCGUAGCAGCACAAGAGUGCUGAAGCGGUUUAGUUGAUUUAUAAUAUAGCUGU